GAUGGUCUCUUGGCUUUGAAGCAAAGAGACGUUGGAAAGCUACUUGCCUGUUGUGCCAAGCCAACAAAGUUAAUUUCGUGGACCAGUUUGGUCAGAAGGCUGCAAUUUCUUUGUCCAUCUCUCUCUUGUCCAACAAAUCUCCUUUCCUUCCUUCCUUUCUCCCUUCACACACUGCCCCCUCUUUAACCAUCAAGCCAUCUCUCUCUCUCUCUCUACAUUGCAUGUAAAGAGCCCAAGAUCUAAUGUCAUUCAUUAUAAUCCUGCCCAGUUCAAAGAUCCAUUGAAGAGAGUUCAUAUUUGAGAAAGCAGGAGGAAUAGUAAUGGCUUCUCUUACACCCGGAGUACUGCUUAAGCUCCUCCAAGGAAUGAAUUCCAAAAUAAAGAUUCUUGGAGAAUAUCGAUCGGUCCUUCUACAAGUGAUCAGCAUUGUCCCGGCCUUGAGUGGUUCGGAGCUGUGGCCUAACCAGGGGUUCUUCAUAAAAGUUUCGGAUUCUUCUCAUUCGACAUACGUCUCUUUAUCCAAGGAAGACAAUGAGUUGAUCUUGAACAAUAAGUUGCAGCUAGGCCAAUUCUUCUAUGUUGACAGGAUCGAAGCUGGGACACCAGUCCCUACUCUGGUUGGAGUUCGGUCAGUCCCAGGACGACAUCCAUUUGUGGGCAACCCGAAAGAUUUGAUGCAGAUACUGGAGCCCUCUGAUGGCCUAACUCAAGUUGAUCAAGAAGGGGUUACUAGUCCAAAAGAGAGCUUGAAAAAGAAAUUAGUUGUUAUCAAAGAGGAGAAAGCGGCUGUUGCAUCGAGGUACAUGCAGGGUGUCUUGACGCCUAAUACCAAAGUAAAUGGCACCGAUCCAAUUAGCAACGGGAAGAGCAUUGCAAGAUCAAGUGGGGGCGACCAAGCCACCGGUGCUAAAGGCAGUGAGUGCGAGGGCAGUGGAGCCAGUAAGAAGGUUGCAUUGGUCAAGUGCAAAGUGCAAGAGCUUAAAGGUCAGACACGGCCGAGUACUCCUGUUCGAAACCGUCCUGCAGCACUUGCCCCAAGGCCAGAUGUUGCUGUAUCUGACACCAGCAAGGAGACUUUGGCGCCUUUGAAAAGCGCGAUGGCAAAGCAAAUGACUAGCAAACUAGAAAACAUGGACUUGAAUUGUUCGUCAAACGCGAGGGAGAAGACUCAGCCACCAGAGAUGAUGUCCUGGUCCUCUCUGCCCACCUAUCUUUUGAAUCCCGGGAAGGGAAUGCUUAAAAGGAGAAACUUAGCUUCUUUGGUAGCAGCAGAAGCUCAAAAGGAAGCAUCUCAAGCUGCAAUCCUAGUCAAGUGCUUCAGUAUGUUUGCUGAUCUCUGCUCAUCUGCCUCAACGGAGAAUCCUCAUCUCUCUCUCGGCAAGUUCUUUGCUCUUCACCAGCUUAUCAACCAGCCAAUUGCCACUACUCCUUCCAAGGAUAAAUCACUAAGAUUCUCCAACGGGUCAAUUCCUCAAGAGAAGGAGAGGGACAAAGUUAGCAAAAAGAGAGGAGUUGAUAGCGGGAGACGGGCAAUGAAGGCCUUGAAGCCCUCGGUAGAGCUAAGUGGAGCCGAUAAACUUGAAUGGGCAAAAGGAGAUGGUUUGAAAGAGAUCAAAGAACUAAGGGAGAAGCUCUUGAAUGAAACACAAACUUGGUUUCUGAAAUUCCUGGAGGAAGCACUCGAAGGGGGAUUUCGAGUGGGAACGCAGGAAAAGAAAGGAAAGGACAGGCGAACAGAGCCAGACAACCACAUCGCGGUCGCGUUAUCACAGCUGAAGCAGGCCAAUGAGUGGCUGGACAAGCUGAAAACCAACUCCAGCUCAGAGAAAAAUGAGCUUUCUGAGACCGUCCAACAUCUUAAGCAAAAGAUAUAUGCCUGUUUGCUUGUUCAUGUGGACUCUGCUGCAUUGGCUCUAGAGAGCCGAUCUGAUCGUGCUUGAUUCAGAAUCUGUGGAUUGCCUUGUGAUGCCUUUCAGUUGGUAUUUAUAAAUAAUUUAUGAUAGUUAAGUUGGAUUUGGUUUCCUAAUCCUUGGUGAAAAAGAAAAAGAAAAAGAAAAUUGAGAAAACAGUUAGAUGGCAACAUCUGUGAAGAAGUUCUUUUGUGUAUACAUGAAAGUAAUAAAAUGGCCAUUAAAGGCCCUUCUGCUAAGAACCUUACCUGUGUUCUUCUUCUUCUUCUUCUUCUUCUUCUGUUUUGCAGGGUGAAGAGAAGGCUCGAGCUGGAGAGCAGCGCACAUGCUAAAUCAUCAGUCCUCGGACCAAUCUAGCAUGUGCCCUGCUUCUCCAGCACGAGUCUCCCAUCGCCGCAUCCAGAGACUUUCGAUAUGUAGCCUCAUAACGACUGCAACGACGUUGCUGCAUUAUAUAAGGAGGCAACUGUGCUCAAAUUUCGUACUGUUUCCAGUGCAUUUUGUUGGUUGGAUGAGGGUGGUUGACCUUGCUGCUCUUCUUGCAAAAUCAAGAGUUUUUUGUUGUGUCGUUUGAGCAGAUUCAAUGGUGGUUUAAAGUAAAUGAGUUUUGGUUCAGUGUCGGAUGAAGUUUGGCUGCCAAAAAGGUAGUAAUAAAGGUGUGAAAGUGCUAGAAACUUCACAAAGGCAGGCCACCCACCAUGGCCUAUUAGGAGAUCAGAUGCCCAUUAAGUAUUCGAGCUCAAGAAGAUCCAAUUGAUUUUGCUUUAUCAGGCACAUCACAACAGUUGUAUUUCUAAUGAAUUUCAUCAAACUACAGGACAUUAAAAUUUUUCCAAUUGACAGAACAAUCUCCAAACAAAUCCUCAUAGAGAAGUUUUUAUUAGAACAAAGCUGCAGAAGCACAUAAGAAUAACAGAAAAAAGCAGUUGACCGGCAUGGGGCUUAUUCCUCAAGGCUCCUACUGAACCAUGUAAGUAACAGGGCCUGCAAUGAAGACAGCCCAGAAACCGAGCAAGGCCUGAACCACGUCGAGCACGACAAGAGGAAUGCGAA
Diospyros lotus (date-plum) is the source of this 2963-nucleotide messenger RNA. RefSeq lists its product as uncharacterized. The record is from RefSeq and is a predicted model, not a curated record. Lineage: Eukaryota; Viridiplantae; Streptophyta; Magnoliopsida; Ericales; Ebenaceae. The transcript is spliced from 4 exons. Bases 321 to 1940 code for a protein of 539 amino acids.